AUGACAGGUGGCCGCUCGAGUCAGCGCUUGAUUGAGGAGAUCCUGUGCUUUAUACCGCAUGAAGACCUUGUGAGUCUGUCUCCUGUGGAGCUCCUUACAACCAAGCGGGCCGCUGGCCGAUCCAGGCCAUUGAUGGCGAUUGCGCCCAUUGUCCAAGAAGCCAAGUCAGACAUGGCAUUGGAUGCGUUGGUAGGCGACUCACACACUACUCUGAGAGGCUUUUUUGCCGAUAUAAAGUGGCAUUUCUACGCCACCAUUGCUCCCCCUGCCCCGACCAACGGCUCAAUCGAUUACGACUGGCAUCUGACCGAUAAACUAGCCGACUAUGAUGGCGAGCUAUCGCUAGAGUUCAAAUGCUCGCUCACUGGAUCUGUGCUGGGUAUUAAGUUUUGGUCGCAGAAGUUGACGGCUGAAGAGUGGAGCAUGUUCGACGUGUCGGAAAUCAACAAAAGGUUCGAGAACCGCCCGGAGACGUACAAUGGUGACACUGCUCCUACAAUAACAACAUGCCUUGAAACUUUUUAUACAAUUGUCCGCAAUUCUUUGGUUCAGAAUCCUCCACGCCCCAUUCCGUUUUCAUCCGCCCGAGCAAGUGUACAUAUUGAUCUGAGCUUGUUGCCGAAAUUGGGGUUCGUGAAAAAUGAAGAUGAACGCGUUUACGAUCCGCCCCAAUUCGAGUCCGACGAAGAAAGGCUUUAUUAUAAAGGUCUUCUUACAGAGAUUUCGUUGUUCGGCCUCAACAAAGGUGGCAAGCAAUUUGGGAGCCAUUGGCCGGUUUACGAAGUAAAUAUGACCUCUACUUUGGGUCAUUUUUUGGGCUGCUCGAACUUACCCACUAUUCCAUCGCUUUCCAGCAAGUACUUUGGUUCACUUGGUUGUACAAGCUCGUUCACGGACGAUGGGAUCUGGCAACGAUAUUCUUUGCAGGUCCAAAACGAUGCUCGCAACACCCCGCACUACCUUGAGAGCCUUAAAAUAAUUGCACAAAAUCGGGAUUCCGAGGAACUUCAAACACGGGUUAUGGAGCUGAUCUCACUAGGCACUCAAACAUUAGGUGCCAUUGAAGAUGCCUAUGACGCUUUAGACCUUGACAUCGAUGGUUCCGAAAGUGAGGACCAAAUUACCCAGGUAUUUUUGAACAAAUUAGAGUCAAAGAUAUUCCCCGAUGCUGCCUACGAAGACCUCGCUCAGAAGAUUAGUGCCAUCGCCGAUCAUCGCCAAAGUCAGGAGCUUCGUAGACUGUCAGAAGCCAUGACAAUGGACUAUGAAACGGCCAUGAAGCUUUUAAACGCAAAUGAGAGUACUGAUAACCUCACACUUUUCGAAACAGUUGCUUCCCGCGAUCGAGCUAGUCUCGUUGCAGGGUAUGAGGGUCGAAUUGCUCUGAAAACAAUUGGCAUUGCUCGCCAAGACCCGGAAAUUUUGAACAGGGUAGAAACCUUGCUAGCUCUUGAACCUUGCACAAGUGCUGAAGGUUACAAUAUGUUGGGCGUAGGAGACGCUAUGGAGGACAAAGACAUCAUAGCAGUUUUUGAAGUACAAGUCAUGGAGGAACCCAAGUCAGCACUACGUCUGCGACAAGCGCUGAGAGCAGUGGGUCAAAGCCGUGAAAGCAAGUACAUUGAAGGUUAUUUGUCCACGAGUGAACCAGUCGUUGAGGAGUCUUCCAAUACUGGGCCAGUCGGGCUCUGGAAUAUUGGAAAUACGUGCUACUUGAACUCAUUAUUACAAUUCUAUUAUACCAUUGAUCCGUUGCGGCAUCUUUUGGUCGAUUUCGACGACGAGAAGGCCCAGCACAACGAUGCGUCGAUGAAGAAAAAGACUGUAGGUGGGCGACAAGUUCCAUUUGCUGAGGUUGAACGUUCACAACAAUUUGUAAAGUCUCUUGGUGGUUUGUUCAAGAGCAUGACGGAUACCCAUGAUCGCUACGUGGUUCCAGAGGAGGAUUUAGCCUACAUGGCUCUUGUUCCGCCGGAGGAAGACGUAGCUGCACAGGUUGCAACUGCAGAAGCCCAAGCAGAGCAAGAAAGUAUUCGUCGUAGAGCAGCUGAGGCUGCGGAAGCACGAGCAAAGCAACAAGAGCUAUCUGGUGAGGUUGAGACUGAGCCGUUGGAGAGCUUUGAUGGUAUGGAUACGACCUCUUUGUCCUCUACGUCCUCACCGAUUUCACCGAUGGAUGAAGUCAAACUCGACAAUAGCGAGGUGCGGAUGUACGACCAGUCCAUUCCGAGCUCUGUGGAGAUUCCAGGCAUGCAGGUUGAUGUUGAAAGUGAGUUUAGCAUGACCAGUCCACCAAAUGCUGAAACCAAACCCAUUCAUGAUCUGUCUACUGCAUUGCAGCGGCAGCAGGAUGUCACAGAAUGCAUUGAAAACGUUCUGUUUCAAAUUGAAGCUGCUGUUUGUGCAAGUGGCUCUGACCCUAACGGCGAACAACUGGAUUUGGUGAAAGAUUUGUUUUAUGGGUUGACUGUGCAAACUUUACAGAAUGCAUCCGGGGAAGGAGAAAUUCGCAAAAAAACCGAGCUUUUCUCUACCUUGAUGGUCGAUGUUGCCGAUGGACCUCGUGAUAUUUAUGAUGCACUCGACAGUUACUUCAACUAUGAGGUGCUCAAGAUGUCGGAGGGAGAAACUAUCCGCGAACUGAGCGCCAAAAAACUGCCACCCAUUUUACAGAUCCAGAUUCAACGUGUACAAUUUGACCGCACUACGGGAAAGCCCUACAAGUCAACGGCUCCUCUCAUUUUCGGUGAUACUGUGUAUUUGGAUCGAUACUUGGAGACUGACGAUGCUGAGAUUCUCAGCCGCCGAGCCAAGGUCCGAGUCUUGCGGGCCAGGUUGAGCGAAAUAGAAGAGAUACUCAAAGUACAUGAAAAACCUCUGCCUGGAGGCGAUACGGUGCGGGGGACUCUGGAGACUUGUAUUGAGUGGCUGGAAAAUUCCGGCCUAGAUAGUGCGGAUGAGACACUGGUUCAUCUGUAUACGCGACGUAACCAGAUGUUGGCGGUUGAACAGCAGCUGGAGGCGGAAAAAUUGGAGCUGUCAAAAGAGAUUGAGGGCCAGUUUGUUGAUUUCAAAAAAUACGGCUACAAAAUUUACGCAUUGUUCAUCCAUCGCGGCCAAGUCUCGUUCGGCCACUACUGGGUUUAUAUCCACGACUUUGCCACUGAUCAAUUUUACAAGUACAAUGAUGAAAACGUCACGGCUGUGCCCUCAACGGAGGCUCUCGAUAUGUCUCUGAGCAACGAUGCCACCCCCUACUUUUUAGUGUUUGUCCGUGAAGACUUUGUCGACAAACUCAGCAGCCGUAUUUCAGGCCCCAUUGUGCAAAAUCAAUCGAGCUCGGAAGUCGAGGUUGUGGAUUUGACGAAUUCCGAUUGA
Messenger RNA from Wickerhamiella sorbophila, 3378 nucleotides. RefSeq names its product Ubiquitin carboxyl-terminal hydrolase 2. The transcript has a single exon. Gene Ontology annotation, biological process: regulation of proteasomal protein catabolic process; proteasome-mediated ubiquitin-dependent protein catabolic process; protein deubiquitination. Lineage: Eukaryota; Fungi; Ascomycota; Dipodascomycetes; Dipodascales; Trichomonascaceae. The coding region runs from base 1 to 3378 and encodes 1125 amino acids. The record is from RefSeq and is a predicted model, not a curated record. Gene Ontology annotation, molecular function: proteasome binding; cysteine-type deubiquitinase activity.